UAAGCUUAAGUUCAGUUUCGAGUUUUACGGGGAUCAUUUUGCUACUAUAUAUCUAAAUAAAAUGCGGAUAUUGGAUGUUUUGUUAAUCGCAGUUCUUUUUCUGCUGAUGCCAAAAUCAAAUGCCGAAAUUCCCGGUUGCGACUUCUUUGACACCGUAGAUAUUUCAAAAGCGCAAAGGUUCUCGAACGGAUCGUACCUCUACGAAGGCUUGCUGAUCCCCGCCCAUUUGACUGCUAAGUAUGACUACAAGCUCCUGGCCGACGACUCGAAGGAGAAGGUGGCGAGCCACGUACGAGGAUGUGCCUGCCACCUUAGGCCCUGCAUCCGGUUAUGCUGCCCCCAGUACCAAAUGAUGAAUAUGAGCGAAUGCUACGGCGACAUGACAGAGGACGAGCUGAACAAGCACGAUCCCUUCGUGAACGUGACGCUCAGCGACGGGUCGGUGGUCAGGAGACACUUCAAGGAGGACCUGAUCGUGCAGUCGGACCUGGCCAAGCCCGGAUGUCCCGAAAUGUACUUUAUGAAUCAUGAACUGCCGGGCAACGAAUUCACGCUGUUUGAGAAUGGAUCUCUUCUGCGUCACUGGGACAAUGCGGAACUGAGCAAGCGGGAGUACUGCGUCCAGCAUCUUUCAUUCACAGGUGAUAGUAUCCGAAUUGCACCCCACUUCUGUCCACUUUCGUCUGAGCACUCCAUAACGGGGAAGACCGUUGCGAUUGUGAUAUCCAUGGUAUGCAUAGUCCUAACGAUCAGCGUGUACCUCUAUGUCAGGAAGCUUCGCAACCUGCACGGAAAGUGUUUCAUUUGCUACUUGGCCUCCUUGUUCCUGGGCUAUCUCUUCCUGCUCCUCAACAUGUGGAAAUACUCCUCCGACUUCUGCGUUACAGCAGGGUUCAUGGGCUACUUCUCCGUCAUCGCCGCGUUCUUUUGGCUUUCCGUGAUUGGAAUACACUUUCGGAUUACGUUCAGUACACCCUCUAACGGUUUGAACCGAUUCCUGCCAGAUAAUCCGUUCCUUGCAUACAACGUAUAUGCCUGGGGCAUACCGCUACUCAUGACUGCAAUCACCUAUAUAGCUGACCAGGUAGUUGAUGACGAGAAUUUGAGACCCCGCGUGGGCGUCGCCGAAAAUUGUUGGAUCUACACUGGGGAUAUGACUGUCAUGAUCUACUUCUAUGGCCCGAUGCUGUUGCUAAUCGCUUUCAACAUAACAAUGUUUGUCCUUUCGGCGCUUGACAUAUAUAACAUAAAGCACAGUGUGAAUAGCUUCGCCAAAAAGCAAGAAACAAACCAACAGCUAAAUGACCAACAAUUGUUUACUAUAUUCCUGCGACUCUUCAUCAUCAUGGGCUUGUCGUGGAGCUUGGAAAUAGUCUCGUUUUUGUUGAGCAAACAGCAAGCUUGGGCUGAGGCUUUAAAGGUGGCUGACUACUUUAACUGGUCCCAGGGUACUAUCAUAUUCGCGCUUUUUAUUUUAAAGCCUAGCGUUCUAAAACUGCUAAUACCAGGGGGUCGAAACCUUCCAGGAAGUCACCAUAAUUCGAGAUCAAAAGCAGCUCGAUAUAAUUCAACUCAUACGGCUUGUGAAGGAUCGAUUGCGGAUCCAAACGCAGUGUAGCUUUAAUUAAAGGUCGUAGACGAAGAGUCGCUUGGAAUUCAGUAAGAUGCAAUGUCUUUGUAAUUGAUCACAUUAUUUUGAUUUUCUGUAGAGCCAAAGCUUCUAAAAAAAUAAUUGUGUCCAAGGCAAUACAUAAUUUCUUGGUAUAUAUACUAAUGUGCAUCGCCAUUGAAAC
Drosophila mauritiana is the source of this 1793-nucleotide messenger RNA. Its product is annotated as probable G-protein coupled receptor Mth-like 4. The coding region runs from base 62 to 1618 and encodes 518 amino acids. NCBI's taxonomy places the organism in Eukaryota, Metazoa, Arthropoda, Insecta, Diptera, Drosophilidae. Gene Ontology annotation, biological process: G protein-coupled receptor signaling pathway; cell surface receptor signaling pathway. The transcript is spliced from 8 exons. Gene Ontology annotation, molecular function: G protein-coupled receptor activity. The record is from RefSeq and is a predicted model, not a curated record. Gene Ontology annotation, cellular component: membrane.